This is a messenger RNA of Phodopus roborovskii (desert hamster), 1048 nucleotides long. Its product is annotated as olfactory receptor 2H1. The transcript has a single exon. The record is from RefSeq and is a predicted model, not a curated record. Gene Ontology annotation, molecular function: G protein-coupled receptor activity; olfactory receptor activity. Gene Ontology annotation, biological process: G protein-coupled receptor signaling pathway. Bases 110 to 1048 code for a protein of 312 amino acids. Gene Ontology annotation, cellular component: membrane. Lineage: Eukaryota; Metazoa; Chordata; Mammalia; Rodentia; Cricetidae.
UUAUGUGCCCAAGAAAGCAAAGGCAAAAAUGUCCAAAUAACAGAAUUUCAUGACAUUGAAUCGUAAUCACAGGAGAGCAACUCCAACUGGAUUCGUGUAGAAACAGGACAUGGUCAACCACAGCUCCCCAGUGGGAUUCCUCCUGCUGGGCUUCUCUGAACACCCACGCCUGGAAAAGAUUCUCUUUGUGGUCGUCUUGUGUUCCUACCUCAUCACCCUCCUAGGAAACACACUCAUCCUCCUGCUCUCCACACUGGAUCCCAGGCUCCACUCUCCAAUGUACUUCUUCCUCUCUAACCUCUCUUUCCUGGACCUCUGCUUCACCACAACCUGUGUCCCCCAGAUGCUGGUCAACCUCUGGGGCCCCACAAAGACCAUCAGCUUCCUGGGAUGCUCUGUCCAGCUCUUCAUCUUCCUGUCCUUGGGAACCACCGAGUGCAUCCUCCUGACUGUGAUGGCCUUUGACCUCUAUGUGGCUGUCUGCCAGCCCCUGCACUAUGCCACCAUCAUCCAUCCUCGCCUGUGUCGGCAGCUGGCAGCUGUGGCCUGGAUGAUGGGGUUGCUUCAAUCCAUAGUUCAGACACCUCCCACCCUUCGCCUGCCCUUCUGUCCCCAUAGGCAGAUAGAUGACUUUUUAUGUGAAGUUCCAUCUCUCAUUCGACUCUCUUGUGGGGACACUACUUUUAAUGAGAUUCAGUUGGCUGUGUCCAGUAUCAUCCUUGUGGUUGUGCCUCUGAGCCUUAUCCUUGUUUCGUAUGGUGCCAUUGCCAGGGCAGUGCUGAGGAUAAACUCAGCUGAAGCAUGGAAAAAGGCCUUUGGGACCUGCUCCUCCCACCUCAUUGUGGUCACCCUCUUCUAUAGCUCAGUCAUUGCUGUCUAUCUGCAACCCAAAAAUCCCUAUGCCCAAGAGAGGGCCAAGUUCUUCAGUCUCUUCUAUGCAGUGGGCACUCCUACACUCAACCCUCUUAUUUAUACCCUAAGGAACAAGGAGGUCAAGAGGGCAUUCUGGAGGCUGCUGGGGAAAAAUGGGGACUCCAAAAAUACCUAA